Iphiclides podalirius (scarce swallowtail) is the source of this 993-nucleotide messenger RNA. The record is from the annotation of a GenBank genome assembly. Lineage: Eukaryota; Metazoa; Arthropoda; Insecta; Lepidoptera; Papilionidae.
AUGACCACGGCGAGCGUGUUGCUGACAGUGGGCACGGCGUGGGGCGCUGCCAGCGAGAAUUGUGAUAAGGAGUGCGCGAACAGGCCGCCAUGGAACCACGCGGCUGUCGCGGCCCGCGAGCUUCGCGAGAGUCCCUCCAUCAGGGAGCAAACGCUGCGCAUCAUGAGGGAAUGGCUACAGAAGAACGGCGACGUCAGGAACGUGAGACAGGACGAUAAUUUCUUAUUACGGUUUCUGCGUCAGAAGAAGUACAGUAUACCCAUGGCCCAGCAGACGUUGUUAAAGUAUUUAAGCUUGAGAAAAUACUACCCGGAAUGUUUCUCAAAACUAGACUACGAAGACUCCAGGGUUGCUGAGAUACUUAAUAACGGGUACAUUGUUGUUUCUCCUGUUCGAGACGGCAAGGGACGUCGGGUUAUCGUAUACAACAUGAGCAAAUUCAACGCAAACAAGUUCACUUGCUGGGAUAUGUGCCGGGUGCACAUAGUUGUAUACGAGAGUCUGUUGGACGACCAGGCUGACCAGAUCCUGGGCUUCACCCACGUCGGCGAAGGCACUGGCGUGACUAGCGCUCACAUCACGGCGUGGAACCCUUCUGACUUCGCCAGGAUCCUCAAGUGGGGAGAGCAAUCGGUCCCGAUGCGACACAAGGAGCUCCAUCUCGUCAACAUCCCAUCAACCAUUAAGUACAUUAUCGAUUUCGCUGCCAGCAAAGUCUCUCCCAAAAUGGCUCAAAGAUUGAAUAUUCACGCAAACCUGAAACAACUGCACAAGCACGUCGAUGUCUCUUGCCUGCCUACCGCUUACGGUGGCCCGCUUGAACUCGAAGACAUGGUCAGUUAUACAAAACAGCUUCUUGCGGAGCAGAGGAAGAGACUGCUCGCACUUGACGACAUGGAAAUCCUAAGCACCGAAGGGAUCACAUCGUCCAAAAGCAAACCCACGAAAGACUCAGUUUCAAUAAAAGGAAGCUUUAGAAAACUAGAAAUAGAU